CUAACGUCACUUUGAGAAAUUAAUGAAGACCUCUGCCACAAGUAUACAGUUAUUCAGUUAGGUAGUUACAUUUACAGCUAACGUGCUCACUGUGGAUGGUUUGGCUGACUAUAACUGGCUAGUUGGAUGCUGAGUGCCGUUUCCUUCCUAUUUUUUGUUAAAUAAAUGGGGGACAACCGUUCUGCCAGCAACAAUAAGCAACACCCGCGACAUGCAGUCUUCAAUGUAUAGCUCUUGUGAGUGAAAGUUGGUGACGAUCAUUUUAAAAGCUGCUCCCUACCGAUGGCUAUACGAAAUGUAAACUAAAAUGUGCUACGCAUCCCUUAUGUGCGGUGGCAAUAAGGAGAGCUACUGCGCAUGCGUGCACGACCGCGACACAAUAGUAGCAGACAUUUGGCUUACAGGCAUGCUACCCCGCGAAGCUGUGUUGACGAAAGGGUAUUCCAUCCUAUCCAGUAGGGGACAGGCGUGCGGAUCCCCACCUUCCGUUUAACCAUCCUUUGUUGACAGACAGCAGUGGGUUUCAAGCACAGCUUUUACUGCUUCAGAAAGGCCAGCACAGAAUCCAUCAGGAAUUCAACACCACUGGGACAAAAUGGUCACUUCUGAACUUUCUGAAUGAAAAGGGAAUUUCAGGGAGCAGCAAACAGAUAUGAAUCAAGGUAUGAGGGUAAGACAAUGUGAUGAAUGGCAAGGAUCUCUAAAACUGUUUGGAGUGGAAAAAAAAAAUUCGAUUUGAAGAUUUGAAGAAAUGUUUUUUUUUCUUCAGUUGAAUUUUGCACUGAUUUUACAUGUGUCCCGGUAAUGCUGGUGUGGAUUUAUUUCACUUCUGUCACGAUGUCAUUCGACUGACCCCUGACAGCAUGAAAUGUUGCACUUGGGCGGCCAUCAAAUUUAAGGGCUGCAUCAGGUGGGUUGCUAGGCUGGCUGGGGCUUGUCUUGAGAGGAUGGCAGCGUUAGGCCCGUGAGCUGGGGUGCACGUGCAAUGGCUAGACGGGGCCUGCUACUGCAGGGCCGUGUGCGCUGGCUGCUCCUGGGCAGCUUCCUCCUGCUGGUCUUCCUGCUCUUUGCCUACCUGCUUGAGUGCACACCCCCGGCUGACGCUGGGCUGGCCCCUGGCGGCCUGGGCUCUGAGCCCUACGGGAAGGAGUACUACCAGGCCCUGCUGCAGGAGCAGGAGGAGCGCCACCUGAGCCGGGCAGCAAGCCUCAAGCGGCAGAUUGCCCAGCUGAAGCAGGAGCUGCAGGACAUGAGUGAGAAACUGAAGGCCCUGCAGGAGAAGAAGGAGCUGGAGGCCCGGGGCCAUGCGGAACCCAGGAAUCCAGAGCCUGGCGACCUUCUGGAGUAUUUGCACUCCCAGAUUGACAAAGCCGAGGUCAGCACGGGCGCGCGCCUGCCCAGUGAGUACGCUCUUGUGCCCUUUGAGAGCUUCACAGCCACCAAAGUGUACCAGCUGGAGAUGGGGCUGACACGGCACCCUGAGGAAAAGCCGGUGCGCAAGGACCGGCGGGACGAACUGAGCGAGGUCAUCGAGGCUGGCCUGGACAUCAUCAACAACCCCAGUGAGGACGACGGGCAGGAGGAAGAUGGCCUGACUGCGCACAAGCAGAUGUACACCGAGAACGACUUCAUUGAAGGGCUGUACAGAACAGAGCGAGACAAAGGCACGCUGUACGAGCUCUUCUAUGCUAAAGAGGAUUCUGGAGACUUCCAGCAGGUCACCUUGUUCCGUCCUUUUGGACCUCUGAUGAAGGUCAGGAGCACCUUGGUGGAGACGUCCAGCACCAUUGUUAACAUCAUUGUGCCUCUGUCUGGCAGAACGGACACCUUCUCACAGUUUCUGCUCAACUUCAGGGAGAUAUGUAUUCAGCAUGACAGGCAGGUGCAUCUCACCGUGGUCUACUUUGGCCAGGAAGGUUUGAACGAGGUCAGAUCUGCACUGGAGAGAAUGUCCAGGGAGGACAAUUUCUCCAACUACACCCUGAUUCCAGUGGAUGAGGAGUUCUCCAGAGGGCGAGGCUUGGACAUAGGAGCCCAUGCGUGGAAGAAGGGCGACGUGCUGAUGUUCUUCUGCGAUGUGGACAUCUACUUCACACUAGAAUUUCUCAACACCUGCCGGCUGAACAGCACUCCCAAUAAGAGAGUAUUUUAUCCAGUGGUGUUUAGUCUGUAUAAUCCUGCCAUUGUGUAUGGAAACUUGGAGCUGUCUCCCCCUAUCGAGCAUCAGCUGAUUCACAAGAAAGAUGCUGGUUUCUGGAGAGAUUUUGGCUUUGGAAUGACCUGUCAAUAUCGCUCGGACUUUCUCAGCAUUGGGGGAUUUGACCUUGAAGUGAAAGGCUGGGGUGUGGAGGAUGUACACCUGUACAGGAAGUACCUGCGGAGCGAGCUCAUUGUGAUCCGCACCCCUGUCUCAGGGCUCUUCCACCUGUGGCACGAGAAGCAGUGCGCGGACGAGCUGACCCCAGAACAGUACCGCAUGUGCAUCCAGUCCAAGGCCAUGAACGAGGCCUCCCACUCCCAUCUGGGCAUGCUGGUGUUUCGUGACGAGAUCGAGGCCCAUCUACGCAAGCAGGCCUACAAGACUCACACCAAGAUGGAUGACUAAACUGCAGCCUACCCUUACUGC
Megalops cyprinoides (Indo-Pacific tarpon) is the source of this 2626-nucleotide messenger RNA. RefSeq names its product chondroitin sulfate N-acetylgalactosaminyltransferase 2 (gene csgalnact2). NCBI's taxonomy places the organism in Eukaryota, Metazoa, Chordata, Actinopteri, Elopiformes, Megalopidae. Bases 986 to 2605 code for a protein of 539 amino acids. The record is from RefSeq and is a predicted model, not a curated record. The transcript is spliced from 8 exons. Gene Ontology annotation, molecular function: glucuronosyl-N-acetylgalactosaminyl-proteoglycan 4-beta-N-acetylgalactosaminyltransferase activity. Gene Ontology annotation, cellular component: Golgi cisterna membrane.